GAAGGGGAAAAUCCACUCCUCUAUUCUGGGACUGUUCUUCAAACCUUGUCAGUCCAACACGAAAUCAAAUCCAGCUCUCAGAUUCUCCCCCUUCUCUCGCGAGCUCAUCAUCUUCAUCGGCUCCUGCUAGCUCCCCUCUUCCGAUCUGCAGAUUCCUUCUUCUUCUUCUUCGGAGCUUGUUCUUGUGUAAUCGCUUGAUGCUCCGGGCUUUCGAGAUCUGAGCUGCGAUCUCCCGGGUUCCGCCGUCCCUGAGCUGACCCCGCAUUUCGUUUCCGUUCGCGCGAAGCUAGAAUGCUUGUUUCUGCUGCUUUCGGUGGUGGUUUCGUAGCUACGGAGCUGCGCGUGCUGAUCCGGCGAGCUCCUUCUUGAGGGGGGGAGAUAGAUAGCUACCCCGGCGUAUCGAUUUGUUUGGAAUUCGAGGCGCUCGCCCCGGUUUUGCUGGCUAAUCGGGCGAAUUCUCGAGCCGCGGAGCUAGGGUUUGUGAGUUUCAGCUUCGUUUACGACAUCGUCGACCUGAGGGUUUGAAGUUGAGCGCUGUUGCUUGGUGGGUUUUCUUCUGUUUUGUGUUGUUUUUGGUUGGGGUGUGAUGGAUUACGGUAGAGAAUCGGGCUUCGGCGGUGGGAAUGUGGUUCACGUGAUCACUGGAGGUCCUAACGAGAGCUGGAUGCAGAAUUCUGCCGAUCCAGGGGUGUGGGCCUCGGAGGACGAGUACCGCGUCUGGAACGGCGGGUUGACGCCGUCCGACGCUCCCUCGAACUCCAAUUACGACGGGAGGCAGUCCCAGACGCGGUCUGGGAGCGAGCCCCCGAGCAAGAAAUCGAGGAACAAUUCGGAUUCCGCCGUGUCCAGCAGGUCGAAGGCGAUCGGUAAAAUGUUCUUCAAGACCAAGCUGUGCUGCAAGUUCCGUGCCGGGACUUGCCCUUACGUCACGAAUUGUAACUUUGCUCAUAGCAUCGAGGAAUUGAGGAGGCCUCCUCCUAAUUGGCAGGAAAUCGUUGCGGCACAUGAGGAGGAGAAGGGGGUUGCAUCGGAGCCGAGAGAAGAAUUCCAGAUCCCGUCGCUCGGGUCUUCGGGAUUCAGUGGGGAGUCGCAGCGGUCAUAUAAGGGGAGGCAUUGUAAGAAGUUUUACACGGAGGAAGGCUGCCCGUAUGGAGAUAGUUGUACUUUUCUUCAUGAUGAGCAGUCCAAGAAUAGGGAGAGCGUGGCCAUAAGUUUGGGACCUGGUGGUUAUAGCGGCGGGGGUGCCGCCGGCGGUGGUGGUGGAGGAGGUGGAGGAGGAGGAGGAGGCGGAGGAGGAGGAGGAGGAGGUGGUGGUGUAGGAGGCGGAGGAGCAGGUGGAGCUGGGGUUGGCUCAAACGUGAAGCCGUCGAAUUGGAAGACAAGAAUCUGUAAUAAGUGGGAGCUCACGGGUUAUUGUCCAUUUGGAAACAAGUGCCAUUUCGCUCAUGGAGCUACAGAAUUGCACCGGUAUGGUGGCGGUCUUGUGGAGUCUGAGGCAAGAGAUUCUACUUCAGCACCUGCUGAUCCAAAACAGGGAGGAGCUCCUUCAAAAACUCCUGCAGACACGGCAGUUGCAUCAGUGGUCUCAGUUCCUCAUACAGAUGCUUACCACAUGGGUGUUCCAUCGCAAAGAUCAGCAAUCAUAAUACAGAGGCCAGGACAGAGAACUCAUCAGAAAUGGAAGGGUCCAGACAAGAUCAGCAGGAUAUAUGGUGACUGGAUCGAUGACAUUGAGUGACAUCGAGAAAGCUCACUGUGGAAGCAGCAGUUACCUGAUAACAACCCUACUCACAAGAUGGUUUGAGCAGGAAACAUCAGAGGCACGAGAGUAUCAUCGAGCUUCGUCUUGAGUGUCAACUAGUUUGCUGGUUUCAGCCGCGUAGGAGAUGCAUCGCUCCGAGAGGGCGAAGGAAAAGGAAAAGGAAGGGAAAAAAGAGUCGGGACGGAUGCGCACGAGUUCGGAAGUCCCUUUUUACUUGCAUAUGAGUUCUUCAUUUUGUACAAGGAGCUUGAUGCUUGUAUCGCCUUCCUGGUCCCAGUCUCAUCUUCUGGGAAAGAUCUAUCAAAGAUCAAAUGUCCUUCUGUUACUGAGAGAAGGUCCAUCCGGGAGAGGGUGGAUUUCUGGGAAUUUUCAGAUUGUGAAACUGACCCUUUUCGGAAUUUUCAAUAAUCUCUAGUUGAAAGCGGUUACUUUCUCUUUUUAAUGCUUGAUUUAUGAACUAUCACUCAGUUAUUACAUCUGUAACUUUGACAAUAAUUUCGGGCAUUACGUAUAUUCAUGUCUGUGUUUUUUGUU
This is a messenger RNA of Syzygium oleosum, 2296 nucleotides long. Its product is annotated as zinc finger CCCH domain-containing protein 12. The record is from RefSeq and is a predicted model, not a curated record. Gene Ontology annotation, molecular function: mRNA binding; metal ion binding. The coding region runs from base 587 to 1738 and encodes 383 amino acids. The transcript has 2 exons. NCBI's taxonomy places the organism in Eukaryota, Viridiplantae, Streptophyta, Magnoliopsida, Myrtales, Myrtaceae.